Molecule: messenger RNA, 411 nt
Organism: Vicia faba (fava bean)
Lineage: Eukaryota; Viridiplantae; Streptophyta; Magnoliopsida; Fabales; Fabaceae
Source: the annotation of a GenBank genome assembly
AUGGAAAACUACGACGAAUAUGAUUCCAUCGACGUUUAUUAUUGUGAUAAUGAUACAUCUGAUGUUGAAUCGAAUGAUGUUCAAGAUGACAAAUAUUCGGUAUCUAGUGCGUAUCAAAUUUCAGAUGAUGGUGCUGAUAAUAUUCACAAUGAUGAUUUGGUUGAAGUAGAUGUAAUUGUGGGUGAUAGAUUGGUGAAUAUUUAUUCCAUUACUACUGAUGAAAUGCGUGCUAUGGAAUUUGGUAUUGUUGAUGAAGCUUAUGAAUUUUAUUAUCGAUAUGGUAAAUGUAAAGGUUUUUCCAUUAGGAAAAGUGAUGUUAGGACAAUAGGGCCUGAGGGUAGUAAAAUAACAGUAAUGAUGCAGUUUGUAUGUAAAAAAACAUGGAUUAAGAGAGAAGAAAUACUUAUGUAG